UUCCAUGUGAGGACAAGAGAGUCUUUCGAAAAUGCGAAUCGAGCAAAUGCACCACUUGCAGCACGCUUGAGACAAUUCAGCCAGAUACUUAAUGCGUUUGUUGGUGAAGUUGUGAGGUUCAGGAUCAGUGAUCUGGUUAAUCAAGACGGACGGAAGGUAAUUCAACUUUGCCCCUCCAAACCCUGCUAAAUGGUGUCCCCAAUCCGAGGGAAGUUGCACAUCCAUCCAUCAUCGUCGUCGUCUCCAAUAAGAUCAGUUGAGCUCUUGUAUCUAAGUGAAUGUUUAGUGGCACAGGACCCAGUUUCUCUAAACAUUUCAGUAGGACUUCAAUUGUGAGCGUUUGACACAGCAAUCACAUCUGAUUCGAACAAGAGAAAAAAAUCCGUGCUCGCGAAGAGGAGGUUCAUUCCAAUUGCUCUAUGAAUGCAAACAAUGAAGAAAGUUGGAAGUUUGAAGCAUAUCAUUCGAUCCCCCAAGACUUCUGAAGAGCUAGAGGAAGCUCAUGAAGUGCGGAAUGGAUUGAAUCGGAACCAGAGUUUCACCAAUGGCGAGAGGAAUUCAGUGUCCCCCAGGAAGAUCCUGGAUGAAUCAGACGGCUUCCACUUCCCCAAGACUCUUUCUAGUUUUCUUGGCAAGAGUUCUGGAACCUGGCGAAAGAAAAAAGACCGAAGUGUCUCCAUCUUGGCGUCUUGGAAGGAUGAGGAUGACGCCAAGGCCCAGAAAUCCACCCUGCCCCCGCCGAUGCCGCCCAUUGCCCCUACCCCCAGACUUAAAAGGGUGAAUUCUAGCACCAUGUCUCUAGGCACCAAUAAGAAGAGGAUAAUGACAUUAGAGGAGCUUUAUGUCGAGAUUUUGUACUCGAUUCUCCAUAUGAUUGGUUGUGAUGCGGAACGAGAAGAACAAACCCUGUUGAUCGAUCAUCUUAAAGAAGCCUUUCAUUUUGGGGAUGGCAAACACGCCCAAUUACUCGAUAUUGCCUGCAUGCGGGAGGAACCUUAUUUGAAAGCCAACUUGGAGAUUUUGGAGGCGCGAGGUCUCAUUGGGAAAGACAUGUCCGGCAGCAGCGAUCCAUUUUGCACCUUCUAUUUGACCACUAAUCCAUUAUCCCGCUUCAACACGAGUUACAAGGAGCGAACCUUGGACCCAAUUUGGAACGAAGAGUUCGUUUUGGAUGUAAAUAGCGUGGACAGCGACAGUCUGAGGAUUGAUAUCUGGGAUUUUAACCCCGAGGAGAAUGUGUCCGACAAAUUCCGCAAAAUAAACGAGAUCAAAGACGGACGAGGUCUUAGAAAGUUUAUCAAAGAAACGAUGAAUGCCUCGGCGGGGAAAACGACUCACGGACUCAUUGGCAGUGUGGAAAUCCCAUUAAGAGAUGUGCCCUCGGCAGGACUUCAUAGUUGGCUCGAGUUGGAGAAACCUGACAUGAAGUCCAAGAGCAAGAAGAAAAGAGGGGAAGUCAAUAUCAGUCUGGCUUUAUCCACGGAAAAGGACCAGCAUCUGACGUCCCAAGAGCAUAAACACCUCCUCAAAAUCCUCUUCGCACAUGAGCUCCAAAAUAAUCAUUGCGAACCUUUCACUUGGAACGGAACCUUCAGCAAAGAGUCUGUCACCAUCUUGGCUCAACAUGCGGUUCAGGGGAAAAUCACGGGAGCCGAAACGGCCUUGUCUCGAUGGUUGGUGUAUGCUCACACGCAUUGCGAUUUGCCUUUGGACUACCGGGUGUUUCAUCCCAUUUUGGAAAAGCUUCAUUACGCCAUCACCCAAAAUCUAUUCCACGUGGAUGACGAGGAAAACUUCAUUGAGACUGCGGUGAUCUUCACCCAUCAUGCGACCGAGUUCCUUCGAAAGCAUCGACAUUACAUGGCUAAUAACCCGGAGCUCACGCUUCAGGUAGAAUACAUUCUCAAAUGUUUGAGGCUGAUUUCCAAUGCCGUAGAAGGCAAGGAUCCGCCUCGGAACGAAAGAAAGAGCUUGGAUACGACAGAUUAUCGCCACUACAUGAACCUCAUCACCCCAGGAAACAUGAUUCUCAAGGUGACUGAGGCUAUUGGAGAGAGCUUCCAGCAUUGGUAUCGCUAUAUUGUAGACGCUCUCCCCAUUGAGAGUUCCCGGGCAUUACGAAUCAAGAACAUCACGGCCUUGGUUCGAACCUUGGUCACUGAUCUCAAGACCGAAUGCCGGGCGGUCCAUGAGCUCUUUUCCGAGAACCUCCAGAUUGAUUAUCUUCGCAUAGCGUUUGAUGUGUAUCAGAAUGAGCUCGUGGAGGUGGCCAAGGACCUAGUUGAGAGUACAUGUGACAAACUCCGGCCUAUAAUCUUCUCGGAAAACUCGGACAACAAUUACGUCAGUGACACCCUCGCAAUCGGCACCAGUCUAUUUGAGCUCUACUUGGCCUUGCAACAAAUGGCCGCUUUGGGGAAACAGAUCCAUGGAGAAAUCCCGGCCGUCGAAUUCAUGAACUGUCAUGCUUGGUUUAACAAGGCCGUGGCUCGUUGGCUGGACAUAGCUCUGUAUAAGGCCAUGGAACGGAUUAUUCGGGCCGUAGAAUUGGACAAUUUGGAGCCAGUUGAUGCCUUGGUUCAGCAUAGCUCAUCAGCUGUGGAUAUCCGGACGGUGCUUUUGCAGAUCAAAACGUUUUGGAAGGAGUUGAAUUGGCCGGAUGUGGAGGCGUCGUAUGCGUUCAUUUCAAAAAUCUUAGACGAUGUCUGCAAGACUUCAAUAUUUUAUGCGGAUCAUAUGUGUCGCCGAGUGACAUUGUCCCAGCAAAUUGAGAAGAAAGAUGGCAAAUACGAGAUCACGCCCAGCCUUUGUUUGGCCAUCAACAACAUUGACUACGUGCUGGAAUUCAUUCAACCGUUUGUGGCGGCCUUGGGCAUGGAGGAGACUCUGGAGAAGUUGGAAACCCUCAAUGGCGAAAUGGUGGCCAACUCAUGUCGGAGAACCCUACAGACGUUGGUCCAGAAUGCGGUGGAAAAUGUUGAAAACAAGAUCUUUGAGAUCUUGGACACGAUUGGUGAGAAAAUGGCGCCAGUGAUUCAAAAGUUCCUUGUUGAAGGCAGUGCUUUGGUGGCUUAUGCUGGCAGGGAUAAAGAGACUUUGAUCCAAUAUCUGGACAAAAAUAUGAUCAUCCUGAAGGAAAAAUUGAAUAACGCGAAUUUUGAGAAGGUCUUGUCCGUCAUUUGGGACAGCUCUGCCUUGAGUUUGUCAGAAACGAUUCAUCUUAGUAUUGAGCGCCAGAAACCGCCGAGCUAUUUCAAGACCUUGCUCGAUAUAUUGAAGAUCCUGAUCAAUUUUUUCUACGGGGACAAGAUUCCGAAUGACGAAACCCUUUUGAAGAUGACCAAUUUGUUGCAAACUUACGCGGCUGAUAGCAACGAGCUCAUCUCCAGGUACCAUUGGUCACGAUACCAGCAUCAGCAAGCCAUUCAAGAUGCUGACUGGCCCAUAGGAAGUCUCACAGUGAGAUGUCAGCUUCUCAAAGAGCACCUCAGAAUCGAGGUUCUGAACGCUCGCAAUUUGAAACCUCCCGACACUCAAACGGUUCGAAUCCAAUCGAAGCACUUUCCACCAAUCCGUAGCAGAUCUCACAACUCGAAUUUGUAUCGGUCCUCUAUGAAUUUGGAAUGGGUCAAGUCCAAGUUCAAGUCCAUCCGUGCCAAUCUACACGAGGCUAGCAUUCAGUUCCAUGCUCAAACACACGCCGGCCAAUGUGAUCCAUAUGUGAGUGUGAAAAUCGUCCCGGAGGGAAAGUUCUCGUUUGCGCCCAAGUUCAAGACCAAAGUUCAACGAAGGACACUCUUUCCUCUCUUUGACGAAACCUUUGACUUUGUCUUAGGACCCAACCAAUCGAACCGAUUCCAUGAUGCCUUCAUCCAGUUAACUAUAAAAGAUCGAGGGAUCCUUCCCGGGAACGACUUCUUCAUCGGAGAGACCCUCGUCCCAUUCUCGGAUAUUCAGAGAACGGGUCUCAACCAAAAAUUGUCAGAUUUACCUCAAAUACAACUUCCUUUAACCAAACCGGAAGAUUUGGAUUCUGACGUGAUCAUAGCUCUAGAGUCUCGAAAUUUUGAUCGUGUGGCCAAAAAUUUUCUACAAAAGGAACGGAAAAAGAUUUGAAAUCGAUGAAACAUGUGCGUCGAUUAUAAUCAGUGAAUAAUCGUAUCUGUGAUUUGGAAUAAACCAUACGCAUGCCGGAAAUUUACUAACGUGUGAAAAAAUCUAAGAAAAAGAUACAAUUUCAAAAUGUU
Molecule: messenger RNA, 4247 nt
Organism: Tigriopus californicus
Lineage: Eukaryota; Metazoa; Arthropoda; Copepoda; Harpacticoida; Harpacticidae
Product: protein unc-13 homolog 4B-like
Exons: 17
Coding region: 424-4116 (1230 amino acids)
Source: RefSeq, a predicted model, not a curated record